CAGAAAAAACUUCUACAGAGGUAGAAUCUCAGCAACCGUCGACUCACUGUUUGGGCAAUGAGUUCUUGAAGUGGAAUCUGAGUUACAGUCAAAUCACAGUUUGGUUUCUGAUACAGGAAAUUAUUUUGCAACAAAUACUUCUACCCUAGAAGUAGAACCUAGGUACUAUCAAAUCACAAUUUGUUUCAGGCUCAAACAAAUCCUUUUGCACCAAUUACAUCUUCAAUGGUACAACCUCAACUACUAUCAAAUCACAAUAUGGAACUGAUCAAAGAAAUCAUUUUGCAUCAAUUACGUCUUCAAUGGUACAACCUCAACUACUAUCAAAUCACAAUAUGGAACCUGAUCCAAGAAAUCAUUUUGCACCAAUUACUUCUUCAAUGAUACAACCUCAACUACUAUCAAAUCACAAUAUGGAACUUGAUCCAAGAAAUCAUUUUGCACCAAUACUUCUUCAAUGGUACAACCUCAACUACUAUCAAAUCACAAUAUAGAACCUGAUCCUAGAAAUCAUUUUGCACCAAUUACUUCUUCAACGGUACAACGUCAACUACUAUCAAAUCACAAUAUGGAACUUGAUCCAAGAAAUCAUUUUGCACCAAUUACUUCUUCAAUGGUACAACCUCAAUUACUAGCAAAUCACAAUAUGGAACUUGAUCCAAGAAAUCACUUUGCACCAAUUACUUCUUCAAUGGUACAACCUCAACUACUGUCAAAUCACAAUAUGGAACUUGAUCAAAGAAAUCAUUUUGCACCAAUUACUUCUUCAAUGAUACAACCUCAACUACUAUCAAAUCACAAUAUGGAACUUGAUCCAAGUAAUCAUUUUGCACCAAUUACUUCUUCAAUGGUACAACCUCAAUUACUAUCAAAUCACAAUAUGGAACAUGAUCCAAGAAAUCAUUUUGCACCAAUUACUUCUUCAAUGGUACAACCUCAACUACUAUCAAAUCACAACAUGGAAUUUGAUCCAAGAACUCAUUUUGUGCCAAAUACUUCUUCAAUGCUACUACCGCAUCAAAAUUUGGAUUCUUUAAUGCUGGGACCUCAAUUACUAUCAAAUCACAAUAUGGUUUUUGAUCCAAUGAAUCAUUCUGCACCAUGUACUUCUUCAAUGGCAGCACAUGAUCAGCUACUAUCAAAUCACAAUUUCCUUUCUGAUCCAAGAAAUCAUUUUGCGCCAAAUGCUUGUUUAAUGGUACAUCCUCAACAAGUUGCAGAAUUAUUUGCGCAAUUCACUGCACUAUUUGGGCGUUAUUUGCUGGAUCACAGCUCAGUGUCGGCACCACAGUGGCCAAUUAAUCCACAACAAGGAUCCUAUUCCUCCUUGGACUCAAACUGCGCCUUUGGUAAUAACUGUACUUCGUCGAGCUCUCAGUUUCAUGGAGGGCUUGAAGAUGCCUGGGUUGCACAAAGGAGUUUCCAGGAUAAACAUCCUGAAGAAGCAACUGGACAAGACUCUUCCUACUGAUACGGACACUGACAACACCAAGGCUUUCAUGGAUGAGCAAUCUGUGGACAUUCCUCUUGAUCUCAAUUAAAUUCUGCGGGAGAAUAUUAUUAUAUUAUUGUUGACAUUUGAAGAAUGGUUUACUCAAUGUUGUGUAAUCGUUUGAGAAUAAUGGCUCCUAUGUUUCUGGGCCUUCUUGUUUAAAAAUAUUGAAUUUCUAUAUUUAAUAAAUUAAUAGA
This is a messenger RNA of Pistacia vera, 1689 nucleotides long. RefSeq lists its product as uncharacterized. NCBI's taxonomy places the organism in Eukaryota, Viridiplantae, Streptophyta, Magnoliopsida, Sapindales, Anacardiaceae. The transcript has 18 exons. The record is from RefSeq and is a predicted model, not a curated record. Bases 458 to 1471 code for a protein of 337 amino acids.